CAGCAACAGCACCAAUCGAGAAACGGUCUCAGUCGCGCAAAGGAGAAGUAUAUGCGGCUGCACGAGGAGAUGCUGGGUCGUGAGCUCGAGCGGAGCCAGGAGGAGGACGUUGAGGGUACCGCCGGCGGGAAGCCGCGUCUUGGUCACAAGCUCCGACAAUGGAUGCGCACCUGCCAGGACAGCAAGCUCUAUAAAAUCAUGUUCUGCACCGCCCAGCCGGCGCACGUGAUAACGAUAGCAGCGGUGCUCUGCGUGACCUCGGUCGUGCUGCCGAGCUCCGAGAAGCCUGGCAACCUCGUAGCCGGUCAGCCGCACUCCCAGCUCACCUCGUUCGUCUAUCUGGCCUCGUUCGUCAUGCACUUUGGCUCCCAGAUAUGGAUGACCUUCGUUUCUGGUCUGUCCUUGUACUUCGCCCUGCCGCGGCACACAUUCGGCGAAGUCCAGCGCAUCCUCUUCCCCCGCUACUUCACCCUCAACGCCUGCCUCAGCCUCACGACCCUCCUCAUCUACGUGAAGCACCAUCCGGCCAACAGCUGGGACACCGAGAUCGCCGUACAGGUUAUCGGUAUGGGUGGCGCCUUCUUCCUGGAGCUGCUGAUCCGCCUCUACCUGACGCCGCCGCUACUGAAGCUCAUCGACCUGAAGACGAGUUUGGAGCGAGCGGCAGGCGUUGGGGCCGAGAUCGGACGACACGAGGCCGGACCCCUCAAGCACUGUCCCCACUAUCUCAAGAUCCACCGGGCCUUCCGCCGGAUCCACAUGACCAUCGCCAUGGGCAACAUGCUCACGAUGGCCUGCACCGUCUUCCACCUCUACUACAUCGCCAGCAAACUUUGCGUACUCUAAUUAGUUGCGCCCUGACGAUCUUCUACCUCGCGCCUCUCAACCCCAACCUACCCCCUU
Molecule: messenger RNA, 903 nt
Organism: Ceratosolen solmsi marchali
Lineage: Eukaryota; Metazoa; Arthropoda; Insecta; Hymenoptera; Agaonidae
Product: transmembrane protein 205
Exons: 4
Coding region: 52-846 (264 amino acids)
Source: RefSeq, a predicted model, not a curated record